Messenger RNA from Oryza sativa Japonica Group (Japanese rice), 3173 nucleotides. RefSeq lists its product as uncharacterized. NCBI's taxonomy places the organism in Eukaryota, Viridiplantae, Streptophyta, Magnoliopsida, Poales, Poaceae. The record is from RefSeq and is a predicted model, not a curated record.
GACAGAGCUCAUCACAAAGAUCAGCAGAGCAACCAACCCACCUGGAGUCUGGAGACGAGACCCCCCAACCGCCCAAGCCCUAACACACCACGCCGCCCGCGCGGAAGCGCGAGAUCUGAAUUUCCGAAGUCCGGAACGCCGCGGCCGCCGCCGAUGGAGAUCCCCACCGACGCCAUCCACCGCCUCCGCUCCUCCCUACGCGAGCCCUUCUCCGCCCCCGCCUCCGCCUCCGCGACGCCGCCCUUCCCCUCCGUCGCGGACGCCGUGGCCGCCUUCGACUCCCGCGUGGGAGUGGGCGCCGCGGGGGCCACCCCCCGGUGCGGCCGCUGCGGGGCCGCGGGGGGGCUCCUCCGCGGCGAGGGGUCCGCCGUGUGCGCCUACUGCGGGUGCCCCAGGCGGGAGGGGUGCGGCGGUGUCGCCGCCUUCCGCGGCAGUGUGGCGUACCGGUGGCUGCUCGGCUCGCUCGGGCUGGAUGGAUCCGAGCCUGUAGAAUUUGACAACGAGUCUACUGAUUCAAGUAAAACCAAAGAAGCACUGAAGAAUGGGAUGGUCUUAUCUGAUCUGCUGGACCUUAAACUUUCCUUCCCCCCUGAGAAUAAGGAAACAUCUGGAAGUACCGAAAACAAUGAACAGUCAUCUGCUGAACAUAUGCUAAAAUUAUCUGGUGUUAACCUAGACUCAUUUUUCGCUGCAAGAAUGGAGAACACAACCACUGCUGCAGUUCCUACUCAAAAACAUACUGUGGUGCAGGAAAAACAAAGCACAGAUAGUCAUGGUUCUUCCAGUUUGGAGAUGCGUGCUACAUACUUAACUGGAACGAAAACAAGUUCUCAAAACACAAAUCAAAUAGAAGUUACUCCAGCAUUUGCAAAUUGGGAUGCUGACUUUCAGUCUGCUAGCUCAGAAAGUGUCACCGAGGACUCCAAGAAAUCUGACCUAUUUAACAGCGCCUCGAAUGUCAAGGCUUCUAGUUUUCCAGCACAUGUAACUGCCAUCAGCCCAGUUGUACCUAGUGGAAAUGAAACAUAUAUGAGAAGUACCAAGCUAGAAGAUUCAAAAGAUUUGGCUUCAGCAAGUGGCAUGCUAGUUAAAGAUGAAAGUAACAGUGGAAUCUUUCCUGAGAACAAUAUUGCUGAGUUCACCGAGUCCUCCCUUAGCAAGAGUUCAGCGCAUAGUGAUCAAUUGCCUGCAAGGGGUGAUACUGGAGUCGGUAUAGAUGAAGCUUUUGAUGACUGGCAAGAGUUUACUGGUGGAAAUCAGGGAAGCCUGUCGAAUGCAGGAGAACAUAUGGAGGGGCCUAUAGAGAGCAACCCCUCCGAAAUAAAAACCGUAGAUACCUGGCCUGUUAGUAGCAUGGAAUCAUCCAAUAAUGUUACUGACAACUCUGUUGAUGAUUGGCAAGCUUUUACUUCCAGCUCUGGUCAAGGAGGAAAUUCGGUGAAGCCAAUAGAAGGGUCAGCUGCUAGUCAAGGAGGAGAUGUGGUGAAACCAGUUGGACAAACAGCAAGCAUCUCAUUUGAACAUUUUUCAGAAGCUAAUUCUGUUGAGUUAUGGCCUGUGGGCAAUAUUAAUGAGCUUCAUAAUACCAAAGUAGUAAACGAAACUAAUGAUUCUUUUGAUGAUUGGCAAGAUUUUACAACCUCUGGUCAAGGUCAAGGUGCACCAUCUAAUCAAGUUGGAGGCAUGAUUGAAGUCUCACGUAUCACUCAGAAAGAAACAAGUGAUGACUCAUGGUUCACAACAGAUGUUAAGGAAGAAAUAAAUAAAGAUUUAGUGAAUACAACUAAUGCCAUGUUGGACGAUUUUCAAAGUUUUUCUGGUUCAGAUCUAGCACCACAAAGUUCAUCGUUUGUAAGUGGAGAAAUGAUGAAUCCUUCAUUUGGGCAACAUGAAGGAACUGAUACUGUGCAAUCAUGGUUGGGUGGCAGCAAUAAUAUGGGUACAAACAUGGCCACAACAAAUAGUGAAGACAAUUCAUUUGAUAUUUGGAAAGAUUUUACAACGUCGGGUCAUCAAAAAGAAAACAUUUCUAUUUUUGAGAGAAAAAAAACUAGCACAUCAUCAGAGCCAGCUAAAGAAACUGAUCCAAUGGAUUUGUGGUUAACCAGCAAUGCCCAGGAAUCUAAUAGCAGCAAAGAUGCUAAUAGAAUUAAUGACUCAUCUGGUGGAUGGCAGGAUUUUGCUAAUUUUGGUCAAAAAGAAAGUAUGAAAAUUCCUGGGGUAGGGCACUCUGCGAAAGAUUCUUCAAGCAAUUCAGCUGAACUUAAGAACCAUGAACAGAUAAAUGAAGAUAGUGACCCAUUUGAUGACUGGCAGGAUUUCAAGAACUCACAUCCACUGGAUACAAGCUUACAAGUUCCAUCAAAUUCUUCAUUUGAUAACUCUUUAGUACGGAUGCCUGAUGCACUAGAAGGACUGGAAUUUGGGAGCUUUGCACAGUCUGUUCCAUCCCAAAGCCAAAGAGAUAAUAAGGAGAAUUCUAACGAAACAAAUACGGUUUCAUCCAAUCAUAACUUAGAAAGGAUGGUUGGAAGGCAGCAGACAGGCGAUUUGGGUUCACUGUCUACCAUUUGGCCAACUACAAGUCAUGACACCCAAUCUGUUUCAAAACCGGAAUCUGCUGAUGCAAAUGUAGAGAGACUGCUGUCGCAGAUGCACGACUUAUCCUUUAUGCUCAAAGAUGAUCUGUCGAUCCCUGAUAAACCUGUAGGUCAUUAUAAGCCUUGAAACCAUGUGUGCUUUGCUACGUUCUCCCAAGAUUCGCUUAUGUUGGAGUUCCAGCCUUUUGAUUGUGGGACCUAACAUGGGAAAAUGGGAAAUAGCUCGCUGAUGUAAGUGCAGACAACCUUGUUCUCCCUUUUACAGCAGCCUUUUUUUUCUGAGAGCUACAGUGCAUUGAUAAGCGGAGAUUUAUACUGGUAUUCUCUGUUGCUUGCCUUGGCUAGCAGAGAGCUGCAGCACCUUGCUCCUCGCUUCAGUUUCAGAUUCAGAUGCUUUCAUUGAUUACUGCUUCAUUGAGGCGAGCCACGAAUUCUGUUUCUGCAAUGUGUAUGUACCAAUUCACGGCCUGUAUAAAUUGUGUAUGGAACGCAAAAAAUGAGUUGUUCAAUUCUUUUUUUCCCCUCUGUUGUGAGAUUGUUGAGGAUUGAGAUUUACUUUUGACGACCUCGUUA